Molecule: messenger RNA, 7861 nt
Organism: Dicentrarchus labrax (European seabass)
Lineage: Eukaryota; Metazoa; Chordata; Actinopteri; Moronidae
Gene: doc2b
Product: double C2-like domains, beta
Exons: 10
Coding region: 383-1612 (409 amino acids)
Cellular component (GO): membrane
Source: RefSeq, a predicted model, not a curated record
AAACACCACUCUCUCUGCUCUCUCUCUCUCAGAUAGGCAGCGCAGACGUGGGCAGAGUGUGGGGGUAUAGGAAGAGGAGAGAGCGGGAGGGUAGGUAGUAGUGUGUGUGAGGCUGUCAGACAGCAUGGUCUGGGUCUGAGGACAGCACUGGAAGACGCAGCAGCAGCCUCCAAGAUCUCCAUGUAGACCAGUGUGGUGACAUCCACAGAUCACCUGGACCUGUCCACCCAUCAGCACCCACCCAGGACAACACCCACCUCUUCCACAGAGGCAAGAGGAAGAAGAGGAGGAGGACGAGGGGGGUGGGUCGGUUUGUCUUAUUUUUUUUUUCUUUUCUCAGUUUUUUUGGUUUUGGGAGUAGGCUCCGGGCUGGACCGCAUGCAUGACACAACGCAAAGGCGAGAAACCCACCAUCAGCAUCCAGGAGCACAUGGCCAUUGACGUGUGCCCUGGCCCCAUCCAGCCCAUCAAGCAGAUCUCUGACUACUUCCCCCGUUACCCACGGGGCCUUCCCCCCAUUGCGCCCCACCAAGCGGGCCACGCCGGGCCCCUGUGCUCUGCCCUCUCCACCUCUUCGGCCGCCGCUUCCGCCACCGCUGCUGCCGAAAGUGACCGCCCCAAUGAGGAUAAACCAGACCGGGCUUGUGCCGGAGCCUCCGCCUCCUUACAGGCCACCAAGAGGGACGAGGAGCCAGACGUGGAGGGAUACGACUCAGAUGACUCCACUACAUUGGGGACCUUGGAAUUCAGUUUGCAGUAUGACCAGGAGAACAAUGCACUACACUGCACCAUUAACAAAGCCAAGCUUCCUGUCCCCAGAUACAAGAAGGGGCUCAAGCCGAUGGACCACAAUGGGCUUUCCGACCCCUAUGUCAAGUUGCACCUACUGCCAGGAGCCAGCAAGGCCAACAAACUUAGAACCAAGACCCUGCACAACACACUCAACCCUGUCUGGAGCGAGACCCUGACCUACUACGGCAUCACCGACGAGGAUAUGGUCCGCAAAACACUCAGGAUUUCAGUGUGUGAUGAGGACAAAUUCCGCCACAACGAGUUCAUCGGGGAAACGCGAAUCCCGCUCAAGAAGCUGAAGCCCAACCAAAUCAAAAAUUUCAACAACUGCCUGGAGAAACAGUUACCUGUCAAUAAGACAGAAGACAAGUCCCUGGAGGAGCGGGGACGCAUCAUGAUUUCUCUGAAGUACAACACCCAGAAAUCCUGCCUGGUAGUGGGCAUCAUACGCUGUGCUCACCUCGCCGCCAUGGACGCCAACGGCUUCUCCGACCCCUACGUCAAAACGUACCUGAAGCCUGACGAGAACAAAAAGUCAAAGCACAAGACUGCUGUGAAAAAGAAGACGCUCAAUCCCGAGUUCAAUGAGGAGUUCUGUUACGACAUAAAAUAUGCAGACCUCACCAAAAAGACCUUGGAGGUGACCGUGUGGGACUACGACAUCGGAAAGUCCAACGAUUUCAUUGGUGGUGUUUCUCUGGGUAUCAAUGCAAACGGAGAGAGGCUCAAACACUGGUUUGACUGCCUCAAAAAUAAGGACAAGAAAAUUGAGCGCUGGCACACGUUGACCAAUGAAUUACCUGGUUCAUUAAAUGACUGAAGACCCACAUCCUGUUGGCCCCCGUCCCCUCCCUGGCUGCACCAGAUAGGACUCCUGCCUUCAUUUUCCUACCCCCCUCCUCUUCUUCUUCUUCUCUGGAUUUUCCUCAUGUUGGCCACAGUGACCUGUGACACCUCUUCGGGAAUAUAUUUCCUCUCAACAGGGCUCAUUUUAAAAUAUCCAAAACCUUAUGUUUGUGUUCCACAGCACUCUCACAUAUACAAUAGGGGUUGUUUUUUGAACAAAAUGAAUCACGGGGAUUGUAGAGUUGAAUUUUAAGCUUCAUAAUUCUGACUUCUUGUACGAUCAGUGAAGAAAAAAGGAGCAAAUGCUUUCUAUUUAAUGAGAUAUGAGAUAUUUUACAGCAGCUAAACAAUUUACCAAUGAUUCACCGGUCCCUGUAACAGCACAAACAAAGCCUUCUUACUGUCAUCUUAGUGGUAAAAGACUGGAGAAUCCAACAAAGGAUGUAGCAAAAUUUCAUACUGUUGGAGUUUGCAGAAAUGUUUAGUGGAAUAGUUCCCAUCUUCUCAAGUAAACCACCUUUAUUCUGCUCGACAUUAAUAUUUAGUCUUGUAAAGGAGCAGUAUAAAUAAAUGAGCCACCGAUUUAUUUUUUUUCUUCUGAGUUUACUGAAGAUGUUGCACAUUAAUAUGAUUGUAAAAGUGUUGGGUAGCAUAGGUCCUGUUUUUCAGCCCCUAUUUAAGUGACUCCCACACAGCGGGCCAACUGCCAGCAGUUUGUUGUAGAAAUCUGGUGUGAACAAUGUCAUAGGAACGCAGAACCAACUUAAAAUGCAGUACAAGUUAAAGGUCCAGUGGAUAGCACGAAGGAGAAACUACGGUACCUGCAAAAAAUGCAAAAACACCCCUGUCUAGAGCCAGUGUUUGGAUUGUCCCUGCUAUUGUAGAAACUGUAGAUCCUCCUAAAUGUUACACACUGGACCUUUAAGGCCUCAGUAUGCUUCAAACAAACUAGAUUGAGCUGCCUGACAGAGACUGUCCUCCAUGAAAAACAACUUCAUCAGUCAUUUCAGUAUGCUAUCUUCAAAGACCUCUAGCAGCUACAGGAAUUGUGACUGUUGUCCAUCGAGAGCAAAGACGAUAAUAGUAAGUCCGCAGAUAGAUCUUUACCACCAUCAGUGAACCGGCUCAAGGUUCAAGCUCCUAGGUUUGGACCGUUCGAAGCAUUUCGACCAAAAAUAAAUCGGUUCGGAACCUGAAAAGUUUGAACCAAAAAAUAGCAGGUUUUCCUUGGGAACCAAAUUGGGCGUGUCAUAUUGUACAUGUCGUUGUGCAAUUAAAGUGGUUUUACUGAAAACUGGUGGAAACGCAGGACGGUCCGCUCGAUAGCACCAUGGAACCGAUUCAAGAACCAGAGCUAAUUUGAUGGAAAACCACCAUGAGGGAAAAGGUCUGGGUGGUCAGCAAAAGGACCUGACAUGGGAGACAAAGCGCUGUUCACGUCUCUUUUCCCAUCAACAAUCAAUGUUGUUUCUUUAAAUCAUGAUCGUUGUCCAGAGGUGGCAAAAGUACACACAUUCUUUACUCAAGUAAAAGUACAGAUACUCAGGUAAAAGUAGAAGAACCGAUUCAACUUCUUUAAUCAAGUAAAAGUGAACAGGCUCUGAAAUGUACUCAAAGUCUAAAAGUAAGAAGUACUCUUACUGUUUCUUUCUGUUUCCGUGUUAAGUUGAAACUUCAAAUAGAGUCUCCCUCUCUUGUCUUUUUCAUCAUGCUAUGUUUGUCAUUUAUGAUAUGCACCGGUCUCGAUGUUGGGAAGCCAUGCAAUGAUGCAAAAGAUAAUAAUCGACAAUCCCUCUCAAUUGUAUUAAAAACUAAAGUAACAAGCCUGUUUUUUGUUAAGAGUAGAAAGUACAGAUAUUUGUGUAACAAUGUAGGGGGUAAAAGUGGAAACUUCUCAGAAAAAAAUAACACUUAUGUAAAGUACAGAUACCUGAAGAAAAUACUUAAGUACAGUAUUUGUACUUUGUUACUUCCCACCUCUGUCGUUCCUUAACUUUUUGUGGCCAAACCAAACCAAAUCUUAACCAUAGCAAUGUCACAGAAGAAAACUGUGUUUAUACCUGAAUGUCCACAGUUGAAUCCGAUGCUAAAACCCUGCCGUCGUAACCUCCUCCUGGCUGCAUCCUACUGCCUCCCUGAUCCAUCUCCAACAACUCUGUCACUUUUGUCUUUGUAGUCUCGACGUGAUUAAUCGUUCAAACAAUGCACACUUUCAAACGGUUGAAGGCAUUUGUGGUGUUUUACGUGGUAUUAUAAACGAAAGGUUAGAAGGUACUUGUGAGAUGAAUGGAGAAAUUCAAAUGCUGCCUUGGGAUUUCUGACUUCAAAAACUUGGUGGGUGUAUGUUGUUUCAGGAAUUGCUGAGAGGAUGAAUACAGUUCCAAAAGUUACGUUUGAGUUAUAAAUCCAUGAGUUUAAACACCAAAAGAUAGCACAGCAGCUUAUAAUAUUACAAGGAAGGAUUUUACAACUCAAGAAAAAUCUCUGCAGCAAUCAUUUUAUAAACAGGAUGUUGCGUUGCAGCUAAAGUUGAGCCUGUGUUGGCAUUCCACUGUAUCAAAGGAGUAGCCUUCCUUGCUGUUGUUUGCUUGAACUUGGCCUAAAGUGGGCAUUGUUGACCUUGUUUCCACCAUCGGAAAAGAGGGAUCUCAGGCGCUGUUAUAUCAUAUGUCAAGUACCUUGUUUGAAGCAUACUGAGGCCUUCAGUCCUCUUCCUAGUGAACUGGGUUUGUUUGGAAAGGACAAAGUACCACAACCACACCAACAACACAGGCAGUUGAUAGCCAUAAAUUCUGCUUAGAGGAUUUUAGGAUGACUGAUGCUCAUCUGUAAGCUUGCAGGAUGGCAGGUUACCAAACUUCUGCCCAAUAAACAAACGUUUGUAAUAAAAAUCAACUUUGCCUGAACUCCUCCUGAGGGCUUACAGCAAGCAUUCACGAUGUUACAAACACUGAUUCCCGGCAUGUCUCUGUAUAGACUAAUCAAUAUGAGACAAUGCCAGGUGUCAUAGCACCACCGGCUUGGAUUACUCACUGAUUCUUCAGUGCAACCCCGAAUCUAUAGAGCUGCCUAGUUUUGUGGUAAUCCUGAUGUCAAGGCUCGACAAGUGUUUUGUCCAUUCGUUACAAGUGGCUUGUUUCUUAUUUACAGUGAUAAAGCAAUGGGUAGCUAAUUCAAAUAUGCAUUCAUAAAUUGGAGAUGAGUCAUGGAUACAAGGCCACAGUGACAUUUUCAUUCAGCUGUGGUGAAUAGUAAUAUUUACAGAUUUCUUAAGAGCGACUGCUUUAAAGAACUGCACUGGGCUGCACCAGCUAUGUCAAAGUUUUCUCCAGAGUCAGGGUGUAAAGUUGACACUAGAGGCAAGUUAGUUUGUAACUAAAUCAGCUACUAAAAUUGGUUGUACCACCAUAACUUGGGACAUAACUAGUCCUAAUAAUAACUAGUCUGGACAUAUAGUCGUAAAUAAGGCAAGUGGCCAAUAAAUGAUAGAUUUCCUGUGCGUAUUGGUUUGGCAUGAGCCUCUUAGGCACUGUAGCAUAUUGCAGUAAGCUAGAUCAAUAUUGAAAUAUCAUAUCAAUAAAUUAGGUUUGUACUGGAUUACUGUGUUGUGAAAUGGCUGCAGUUCAUGAAAAGAUGAUGCUGUGUGGCAUAAGAACCAGUCAGUGAGUAUAAUUCUGUGACAUUUUAUGAUUUGCACUACCCUAGGGGCAUGUGUAACUAUAGUUGUUAUGUAUGUUAUUAUAUUGUAAGUUACAACAUAACUCUAAGUAACAACUAACCACAGAGGUAAGUUACAACUCCCCGUGGUGCAACCGCUUUUAUUUUAGUAACGCAUAAAUCACAAUUUAGUAAUAAUUUACGAUAUAACUAGGCUAAGUUUGAACUUACACACCUAAAUGGUGCAACAGGCUACCGGGUUUCACACUUCAAGGGCAAGAUUAAGUUUCUUUCAAACGGCCGUGCAGAGUGUCGGCAGAGUGAGUCAAACUGGAACCGACAGUCAGUCGGCGAGUACUGUAAGAGCAUAAUCACGUAAUAGCUGCUUUGAGUAUGUGAUUAGUCAGGAGCUGAAGAGGGUUAUGGAUAUAAAAGUAGAUCUCAUAUGCGCAGGAUGAUUUGGAUGAUCUGUGGAUAAUUUGAGCACAGAGGUGGACGCAGUCACUGCACACUGCGAUCACAUCACACAGCCUCACUCCACUGUGUGCACGUCCGUAGAGAGCCCGCUUGAUGGAGUCCAGCUGUAAUCAACCACAGAAUGACGUUCAGUGGGUGACCCGCCUGGUGGAAAUCACUUGUCCAACCACAAUACUGCAUGAUUGGGCAGCUCUAUGGUUGUGUGUGCGCAGCUUAUUGUUUACACUACAGAGUUUCUACUGAAAAAAGAAAUAAACUCACUGACGGCAUUUUCAACUGUAACAUGGCUGAAAAUGUACCUGCUGUUUGUCCAAAGGGCCGAGUUUUAAAAACGGAAAGUUUACGUCAAAUGUUUAAAAAAAAAUAAUAAUAACAAAAGCAUGUAUUGUUUACAACAGCCUAUUCUUGCUGAAGUUUGCUGCUGAAAAGCCAAACACGUCCUUAUGCUAAAGUCAGUGCGAUCGUUCAGUCGUGCAAUGCAAGCUUUGCUAAGAAAAGCCGGGGUGAGAAGGGCAGAAGUUUUACUAGACUAGCCUUGUAUGUAUAUUGUUAAUAUGUUGUUGCAUCUGUUGAGGUUUCUAUUUUUUUUUUUUUCAAUGUAAGCAGCUCCACUUUAAAUGUAUCAAACAGAAUGUACAUGUUUAACCCCUUCUAUUCCACAGUAAAUCCUCUACGAAUGUGCAGCUUAGUGCUCUGUGUUGUUGAUAUUGUUCAUAUGUCAAAUUAAAGCCUUGUAUUUGGGCACACGUAUCUGGGGAAUAGAGAUGGUUGAACUCAGAGGCCAGGAGCAAACUACCAGGGGUUAUAUCACUCAAGUCAUAUAACUAAAACUUUCCUUUGACUCCCUCUAGCCUGAUGAAUUAUUUAUGUUUUUUUUUUUUUUUCCUCCACUCAAUAUUUUAUGUUAAAGUUUGAUAUACAGUCCUGGAAACUUACCAGGACUGGAACUUGAGUUGCCCUUGUGGAUCAGUAGGCUGGGAUGCAUGCCAUGUAUUUGUGAUUUUAUGAGUUUGUAUGACCUUUUCUGCAUGCCCCCACACCCACCUUUCUUGUAAAUUUCCACCGUGCACUGACUGGUAACACAGAAACGCCAUACCAAUAGUCCUCACGUAACGUUCAGGAUUCCUGUCAGGCUUUGCAAUUCAGCUAACAGCUUUUUGUCAUUACCUCACGUCACUGUGAUAGGCCGGGCAUGUUUGUUUUUAGAAGCAUGUCGAGUCUGUCAGUGUGGCUGACCACGUUAUUCUAAUUAUUCUAACUCACUAAUUACAGCUGGUGGAUAGCGACAAACAGCCCUAAUGUCAAUUUGUUAUAUUAUUUAACCUUCUUCACCCAUAGUUUUAUUGUUGACGUAGUGUUUAGAACUUUUGCACUGCUUUCACGCCACACACCAUUAAUUUUGAAGAAAAUUUGAUUUCGACAAAUGGCAUCACACCAACCAAGCUGGGGAGUGAAAUGUUUAAUGCAUCACAUGGGCCCUCGCGUUUCCGUUUUCUUUAAGUGUUAAGAGCCUCUUCAGCCGCAAUGAUUUGUGAGGCACAAACCGGCUGUGAAACCUUGUUGGCAUCUCAAUAUACUCCUUGACACAACAGUGAUCCCUCCCUCUCUCUCUCUCUCUCUCUCUCUCUCUCUCUCUCUCUCUCUGUCUCUGAUGAAUAUGUAAUGAAUACAACCGACAUGUGAUUUUGAUUUUGUAAUCUGUCUGCCUUUGUAUGCAAGCUCAAUAUUAUGGAAAAAAAAACAAAUCUGCAUGCAUAUGUUCUUGGUUUUGUCAUGAGAUGACUUUGCCUAAUGUUUGAUACUGUUUUCUGUAUAAAAAAAAACUAACUACACGACUGUGGAUGCUCUAAGAUUAUGCUAUAAGUCAGUCUUUUCUUCUCGACAACAUUUUGUACCUUUGAACACUAUCGCAUUGCCUGUUUGGCUGCUGUAUUGACUAUCUGGAAGCGUGACUUGAUGUGAAUUAAAAUCUCUCCUUUGUUGUUUUGUUUCCUUUUUAACACUCAGGCACUUGUUUGCAUUAUUCUGGUUUGUUGAAUGUAUGACUAUAAAUGCAUUGUCUCAAAUUAUAUUUUAGUCCUACGCCAAA